Molecule: messenger RNA, 4120 nt
Organism: Paramuricea clavata
Lineage: Eukaryota; Metazoa; Cnidaria; Anthozoa; Malacalcyonacea; Plexauridae
Source: the annotation of a GenBank genome assembly
AUCCGUUGUGCUUAGUAUAAAUUGUUUUGGGUCAAAACAACGAUUUAUUGAUUCGCUACGUGAGGCGUAUGGUGGAGGAACAUUCCUGCUUGACCCAGACGUUACAGGAACGAUUGUGCAGCUGUAUGCACACUAUUUGAAAGAUGAUUUUGAAGAAAAGGAAAGAAAACAUGCUAUCUUUGAACCAACGUUCAUGGGGUACCAGGGAAACAAGUACUGGCUUCUUUCAAAUAAGGUACGAUAAAAUGUCUAUUUAUACGAGUUUUUGAAUUACAUAUUGGCGAUCACCAAAACUGUUUCCCUUAAAAACUGUUCGUAUAUUUAAACGUAUCUAAAAAUUAUAAAUCAUUAUCUAGAUACUUAGGAUACAUAUUUAGUUUUGUAUGUGUUUAUAUGUGAAAAAGCUGUAACGCCGAGAGUAGUGAAAUCAUGCACGUAUUAAGGCAUUAUAAAACAUUGAGCGCACAAGAGAUAUUGGGUAUGUAUAGUUCUGUACAGUACUUUGCAAAUGUUUAUAUCAUUUUAAAACAAAUUAUUAUCGUACAUAUAGUUACAGGUGGAGAAUGGCAAAAUACUCGAUCCAAUCGAUCACAAAUAUAUGGUUUUAAACGAUCACCUUAAGGAGUUCAGCCUAGAACCAAAUAGGGCUUUGCUGGAGGAUUUUGCAUACCUAAACAAUUCAAUCAAGAGGUAUGACCAUAGUGCAUCUAUCCACCGCUAGCUUGAUAUUUAUUUAAUAAUUUACAGCUAAAACAGCUUAUGUGAACAAUUAAUAUAGGCCUACUGACUUCCAAACUUAAUACAACUCGUAUGCUGUACGCUAAAACGACAUACAUAAUUAACAUUACGUUCUGCCUUAACUAAUAGGACGCGGACGUCAAAGACGACGUGGAAAUGGCGUACGUGUUGUGCCGGAUGUGCCCAUGUAUGGAUAUGCCACGCCAUUUUAAUUUCACAUCGUUUUUGACGUCAGCAAUGAAUUCAAAAGCCUAAUGGCUUAUAUGGUGUCUUAUAUAUAAUGACGUAUACUGUCUUCCUAUGGCCUUCCUGACUUCCAUGCACCUCAUAGUAACGUCGCUAUAAUUAAAGAUAAAACAGCUUGUUUCACAUUUUCUACUGUCAUAUUAUAUAAUGCUCUAAUCUCAGACCCUUUAUGUGUGAGAAACCAUUUUCCACUUCUUUCGUUCAUUAGCCAGCGCGAAAUAACGCAUGAAACAAUUAAAAUAGCGUGGAAAGGAAUUGCAAUAUAUUGCUAGUGACGUAGACAUUGGUGUUAAUCCAUGAUUAUUAUGCUUUAAAGGUUCUUUGUACUUUCUGGAGGAUAUGGGCAAAAUGCUGCAGCAUUUCAUCUGGCAACAGCAUUUACUGUUUCCAGAAUAAUAAGAAAUGCGCAUAAUCCGAAGGAUGUUUGGAGUAAGUGAAACCUAAUAUCAUAAAAAAUUAAUGUAAAACUCUUCACAAUAUAGGUAUAGUUGGGGAGAUGGCACUUGCAUGUUCCUAUAUCUAACUUCUAUAUAUACGGUUUUCACCAGAAACCAUUAAAAAAAAGCAAGUAACAAAACAAUGCAACCAAGUAUAAAAACGUGAAAGUUUUAAUGUUCCAAACUCAUGAUCCGGCUUUAUCUUUAUUUAGAGGAGAGUUCAGUCGGAAUGAUAUUCUCGCAAGCAAAGUGCGUGGGAAAGUCCCUAAGUUUGUAUCUUUUGGCUCUGGGUCAAGGGGUACCUGAACGGGUAAACCUUAUGUUCCUAAGUGGUGGAAACCAGCAGCUGUGUGGUACAUCAAUGUAAGUAUGCCACACCGAACUGAAGGCAGGUAUAUAAUAAUCUUGUUCACUCCAUAUACUACUUCUAAUAAACUAUUUUUAUUGAUAAAGAAAGAAGAUGCAGGAGAGUCUUGCAAGUACGACCGGGGUUGUCAUGAUUGACGACCCCGAAAUCAGCAAGUCGUUCUCUGAAUUCUUGCUGCAAGUCCAAGGCAGAUUAAUGUUUGGCUCCAAAACGGAAGGAAUGAGCCACCCAAAAGCAGCUACAUUAGUCUCUUCCAAUUCUCCAGAGAUGGCACGGUAAUGUUAUUAAAUUGUUUGCUAAAAGUCUAUAUCAGUAUAAUGCGAUAUAGUUAUAGGUAUCAUUGCCAUCGAUUCGACCACAAACAUUGCCAUCGAAAGCACAUAUAAGACGAAGAGAUAAUGCAGUAGGCCUAAAUUGUUUAUCGUUUUUAUAUAUAUAUAUAUAUAUAUAUAUAUAUAUAUAUAUAUAUAUAUAUAUAUAUAUAUAUAUAUAUAUAUAUAUAUAUAUAUAUAUAUAUAAUAUAUAAAUAUAUAUAUAUAUAUAUAUAUAUAUAUAUAUAUAUAUAUAUAUAUAUAUAUAUAUAUAUAUAUAUAUAUAUAUAUAUAUAUAUAUAUAUAUACAGCCGUAUGCCAUAUAUAUAUAUACUUUUUUCUAAAGGACAAUUGGAAGAGUUCUCCGGUUCAAUUACCUGCCAGCAAAUCCAGAUGGUUCCAAUCCGCAUGAUGAAAAACAACUCAAAGACUUGGAAUUGUUUAUGGAAGAUAAAAAGGUAUAUUUAAUAUACAUGUAAGAAGAUCUAGAAAAUGAGGGAUGCUCAUAGAACUAUUUUAUUGCACGUUAUAUAUUUAAGGGUGGCAAUGGACUUCUUCUUGCGUGGGCCAUCGUAUAUUUCGAUUUGUGGGAACAAGUGUUUGAGGACGCAAACGAAGUGGUCGAGAAGGUGCUUAAAGGACUCCUUCAAAAUUUAAAGUUGCAGCCAAGGUGGAUGAAAGGUGUUUCGUCGAUGAUAAUUGCCCUUACGAUGGUAUGUUGAUGUAUUGCAAGGAAUGAUUUUAAUAUCCUACUUUCAGCACUAUAAUCAAUCAUUAACCUGCAUACAUUGUUUUUAUAUUCUUAUUUAUAUAGUUACGAUUGUCAUGUGGAAAAACACCAGGCAUUUGCGAUUAUGUUUUGUUUACAUGUCAAGAGAUAACCGAAUCAGAGAUUGCCGGACCUUCUGCGAUGCAAAAGUUGGAAAAAAAUAUCGUAAAGAAAAUAAGGAAACAAUCUGAUCCGGUAGGUUUACCUUUCAAUUGUUAUGUCUACAUGAAUUUAGGGGUUUAAUUAUUUUAAAAUGGAUACGAGUUCAAAUAUACGUUAAGUCCAGUUCACACGAGCGAGAUAAGAAUACACUGCACAUCAUCCCUAUUAGUUUUACCUUUUUUCUCUCCUCGUGCUUGUCGGGUACCUCACCCCGGCCUGUGAACUGGACUUUAUAGAACAUGCAUGGGAUGAAUCAGAACUUCUAUUCGCCCGAAGGCUAAGGUAUUGGACAUCAUUUGACAGUUGUCAAAUCAAAAAUAUAUUACAUUACCUCAUCUCUCCGAUGAAUGCGUCUCCCCAAUUUAAACCCCAUCAUCGCGAUCUACUGUUCAGAAAAUAUGAUUUUUAGAUUCUUACAUGGUUGCACCCAAGUGUAACAGUCCAUGAUGUGGCUGGAAAUAAAGUUCCUGGCAUCGCAAUUAUCACGUCAGUUGUCGAUGCUUUUCCUGACGUUUCAAACAGUGUAAGUAUGAAUUGAAUACUGAUUCCUGUUGUUGUAGGAUAAUAAUUGCAAAACAAUUGAUACGAAUUUUAAUUUCUAAUAAUUAAACCUUGGCUUACGCAAAAAUAUUCAAAGAUAUAUAUUUACUAUUACGUAAGGCCCGUUUCAAACUUCUGAUUUGCCAAAUGCAUUAAUAAAUUAAAAAUUCAGUAGAUAAUCAGUUGAGAAGCCUCAUUGUCUAUUGUUGUUAACGCGUUCGGCACACAUGAGAAGUACGAGGUUUGAAACAGGCACAAGCUUGACAAAGCUAUAUGUAUUGCUACGGAAUAGUUAUAGAUUAAUUACCAAAUUAUAUAGUGCAGCUUUCGUUUUUGAAGCCUUCUGACACUUGUGUAUCUUUCAAACAGGAAUUUAAAGAGGAACAGAGGAAACAAACCCAAAAUCCAGUCUCCAUUGGAGUGUAUUUCAAUGCAAAUGGAGAUGGGACGCUCGACGAUAUGGUAAAAAGAAGAGGGACCUGUCAGCGGAGAGCGUACAGAAUCCCUUCGAGUGCCUUGUCUUCUUACACUAGGCACGUUAUUGAAUUUG